GGGAGAUUCAGAUACCGGUCAAUGGAAUAUGAAGUCCCCGAUUUUAAUUUCGCUUGCACUUCUCAGUAGACAAGAUUACCUGUAGAGAUGAGGUUCUGCUUAGCAUUGGGAUUGCUGGUGAUCGUUGGAAUUGCCAACGGUCAGAGGGAGUUCCCCAAGGACUUUCUCUUCGGAGUAGGAACUUCAGCCUACCAAAUUGAGGGUGCAUGGGAUGAGGAUGGGAAAGGUGAAUCCAUCUGGGAUCACCUGGUUCAUAAUCAUCCGGAAAAAAUAAAAGAUAGGACCAAUGGAGACAUCGCCUGUAACAGUUAUCACCUUUGGCGUCGCGAUGUGGAGAUGAUCAAAGAACUAGGUGUGGAUGUGUAUCGGUUUUCGAUUGCCUGGACUCGUAUCAUGCCAACCGGAAUAAGCAAUCAGAUCAAUCCGAAGGGUAUUGAGUAUUACAAUAAUUUGAUCAAUGCUCUGCUGGAACACAACAUCACCCCUCUAGUGGUUUUGUACCAUUGGGAUCUUCCCCAAAGACUUCAGCAACUGGGUGGUUGGACCAAUCGGGAAAUCGUGGGUCAUUUCCGGGAGUAUGCUAGAGUGGUUUUCCGGGCUUUUGGAGAUCGUGUGAAAUGGUGGACCACUUUCAAUGAACCACUGCAGACUUGUAGACAGUCCUACGAGUGGGACGCUAUGGCUCCUGGAUAUGAUUUCCCCGGAAUUCCGAGCUAUCUAUGUACCCACAAUCUGCUGUUGUCUCAUGCGGAAGCAGUUGAUCUUUACCGGACCCAGUUUCAACCGGAUCAAGGUGGUAGCAUCGGAAUAACACUGGAUUCUUCGUGGGCGGAACCGGAAAGUGACUCACCCGAGGACAAAGAUGCGUCGGAUCAGAAUCUGAGAUUUUUCUUCGGAUGGUACGCAAAUCCCAUUUUCUCCGAAGCGGGCAACUACCCUCAAGUGAUGAUCGACCGGAUCGCCAACUUCAGUCAGCACCAGGGUUUCCCAAAAUCCCGACUGCCCUCGUUCACUCCUGAUGAAAUCAUCAAACUUCGUGGGUCAUCGGACUUCUUCGGCCUCAACACCUACACCACCUACAUGGUGCGCAAAAACGACGACCAAAACUCGGCUCACAUGCCGGAACCUUCGUUCGAUCACGAUCGGGGUGUGAUCGAGUACCAAAAGGAUGAAUGGCCAGCAACCGGAUCGGAUUGGUUUCGAGUUUUCCCAAAGGGUCUAUAUAACCUGUUGAUGUGGGUUAAAAAAGAGUACAACAACCCACCGAUCUAUGUGACCGAAAAUGGGGUCAGCGAUCGGGGUGGUAUGCGAGAUGCAGCUCGGGUUCAGUACUUCAAAGAUUAUCUGAAUGAGGUUUUGAAUGCUCUCGAUGAUGGAGCCAACGUUAAAGGCUACGUAGCUUGGAGUUUGAUGGAUAACUUCGAAUGGAGAGCUGGGCUAUCGGAACGUUUCGGGCUGUACUAUGUGGAUUACAAUCACCCGAAUAGGACUCGGGUUAGAAAAUCCUCGGCCAAGUUUUACGCGGACGUUGCCAAAACACAUAAAAUCAAUAUGGAUUUGAUGCCCGAGCCGGAUGACGAUAACCCGAAAGAUGAUGAUGAUGCGGGAGCUUUAGCUGCUCCGACUGUUUUUCUUUUGUUUAUAAGCUUAGUUCCUUUUCUGCGUUAUUUCUUUUAA
This is a messenger RNA of Uranotaenia lowii, 1677 nucleotides long. RefSeq names its product myrosinase 1-like. The record is from RefSeq and is a predicted model, not a curated record. Gene Ontology annotation, molecular function: beta-glucosidase activity. Lineage: Eukaryota; Metazoa; Arthropoda; Insecta; Diptera; Culicidae. The transcript is spliced from 4 exons. Gene Ontology annotation, biological process: carbohydrate metabolic process. Bases 88 to 1677 code for a protein of 529 amino acids.